CACUAGUUACAAGCCUAGUCAUCCUUAUUAGAGAGAGAGAGAGGGAGAGAGCAAAAUAUUUUUGAGAUAUCAAAAUGGGACUAGGACAAGAUGGUGGCGGAGCAGCCAAGGCCAAGUCUUUUCCUACAGGGUGGAAUGUGGCGGCGAGGCCGUGUGACCACUGCAAAUCUGCGGUGGCGCUGCUAUUUUGUAGGACGGACUCUGCUUUUAUGUGCAUGUCAUGUGAUUCCAAGGUCCAUGAUGCGAAUAGCAAAUCUUUGACUUUAUUAUCUUCCACAUCGAAGCACGAACGUGUGUGGAUGUGCGAGGUGUGCGAGCUAGCGCCGGCUAGUGUCACGUGCAAGGCGGACGCCGCAGCCCUAUGCAUCACCUGUGAUCGUGACAUCCAUUCGGCAAACCACCUUGCCAGCCGCCACGAGCGGGUCCCAGUCAUACCUUUUUACGACAAUUCCGAGUCCUUGGUUAAGUCCACUGCCGCAGCUCUGUUGGUGCCUGACUCGACUAGUAACAUCUUGUACGCAACCUCAAAUGUUCAACAUGACAUAAAAUUUAGCACACAGGACAGCUUUGUAACUGAUACUUGGAAAAUUGUUACUGAUCCAAUGGACAUGAAAUCUAUGGAUUUCUUGUUUUCCGAAGAUCAAUUCUUAGACUUGGAUUAUCCAAUUUCAUCGCAUCAACCUGACAGUAUUGUUCCUGUACAGACCAUGAAAUCUCCAAUCCCAACAAAAUUGACUGAUCAUUCAUCAGAAGAUCGACUCGAAGUCGAUUUCACGAGAUCCAACAUUGGUUCAUACAACAACAGCUACACUACCCCAUCUUUUAGCCAAAGUGUUUCAUCAUCUUCAUUGGAUAUCGGGGUUGUGCCCGAAGGGAGCUCUUUUCCAGAAUCAUCGUACUCUUUUGGUGUUGAUCUGAGCAAGAAUCAAGGUUCCCAGAUUGUUGGAUCGAACAGGGAAGCAAGAGUUUUGAGGUACAGAGAGAAGAGAAAGAACAGAAAAUUCGAGAAAACUAUACGAUAUGCAUCUCGAAAGGCCUAUGCGGAAACAAGGCCAAGAAUCAAAGGUCGUUUCGCAAAAAGAACGGAGGCAAUUGAAUCUGAUAUUGAUCGAAUUUUCAUCCCUGAUGAAAGAUACCAUAUCGUUCCCACAUUCUGAUGGCAAAGUUGGAUCAAAAUUCCAAAAUGUAUUACUAAUCAAUAAUAUUUCUUAUGUAUUUCAAUGUAAUGAUAACUGAAUUUCUUGUCUGUGAAAUAAUUAAUCAACGGAGAUGUUAGUAUAAAUCUUGUUCCUCUCAACAGAAAGGGAUUGCAGGGUGUGUAGACUGUGUAGUAUAUCAUCAAUUUCUGCAAUCUGAAAAGCCUGACUGCUUUUUGUUGAAGGGCUUUUAUGUAAGUUUGUCAGUUCCUUUUAAUUUGUAACAUUUGAUCCUCGUUUUUACUUGAGUAUGAGUGAUUAUGGUACGUGGAUCAAUCGUCUGUAUAGAUUAUGAUCGAAUAAAGAAGAAAAUCUGAACUAACUUAUAAU
Molecule: messenger RNA, 1526 nt
Organism: Olea europaea var. sylvestris
Lineage: Eukaryota; Viridiplantae; Streptophyta; Magnoliopsida; Lamiales; Oleaceae
Product: zinc finger protein CONSTANS-LIKE 5-like
Exons: 2
Coding region: 75-1157 (360 amino acids)
Biological process (GO): regulation of flower development; regulation of photoperiodism, flowering
Cellular component (GO): nucleus
Molecular function (GO): zinc ion binding; protein binding
Source: RefSeq, a predicted model, not a curated record